AUGAAAUUUUUUCUGCUCCUGAGUAUUUUCGGAAUCGCAGCUCUGGGAUGGAGAGGACGGAAAACUGGAUUUGGUACUACUCAUUCAGGGCAUUGGCAAGAUGUUGUUCCGGAUAAAACGAAAUAUUAUAUACCUAAAAAAGAAAAAGGGAAAUGCACUUGCGUGCUGCACGUCCACACUUGGCCUCCUAUGAAAUUUUCCAAAGCUCUGAUUCGAAGGGAGUGCAUAAAUGAAUGCGAGAUCUAUGAGGAAGGAUUCCGUGACGGUCAAAAAAGGGUGAUUCUCACCUCGAGCAUCACUUUUCAAUUUCCUACUCCCCUGUUUGCAUCAGGGACACGUACUUUGCCGAAAACUACGAUGAAACUCUUUCUGCUGUUGGUUAUUUUCGGAAUGUGCGCAGCUCCGAAUCCUUUUGGUAGAAAGAGCAUAAGACGACGUACUACUACCCAUGAACCACUUACUCCUUGGUGGUGUUAUAGGUGUGACAAAGGGCUUUGCAAAAGGGCCCUCUCUACUAAAAAAACUUGCUUGGAUGAAUGCGUUCCUUUUAACCGUCGCACGGACCGUACGUAUAAGAAAAAAAAUACCGCAGUGAGCAAGAAUGCAAGAGGAUAUGCGAGCGCAAGCCUCAUUAGUAAACAUCUCUUUCUCUAUCUUCACUACAUACGCUUGAUGACUUAA
Cylicocyclus nassatus is the source of this 681-nucleotide messenger RNA. Lineage: Eukaryota; Metazoa; Nematoda; Chromadorea; Rhabditida; Strongylidae. The record is from the annotation of a GenBank genome assembly.